Messenger RNA from Benincasa hispida (wax gourd), 1345 nucleotides. RefSeq names its product pale cress protein (PAC) (gene PAC). The record is from RefSeq and is a predicted model, not a curated record. Lineage: Eukaryota; Viridiplantae; Streptophyta; Magnoliopsida; Cucurbitales; Cucurbitaceae. Gene Ontology annotation, cellular component: etioplast; proplastid; chromoplast. Gene Ontology annotation, biological process: chloroplast organization; cellular response to light stimulus; leaf morphogenesis.
UGGCCUUAUUUUCCGGCUCGCUCGUUGUUUGGGAACUAAAAUGGAGGCACAGGUGCUUUGCCUGAGAUUCUCACCAGUUCCACCAUUGCUCUCUACUUCCUCAAUCUUACCAAAGCUUUGGACUUCUCGUUUUUUGAAGCACUAUUCAUCUGGUCCUGUUUUACGGAGGAGCUUAAGCAAGGAAGAGCCGCUUAUUGAUGGGCUUCCUAAAGAGUAUUACGAUGAUGAAUGGCAAGCCCGGCAAAGAGAGAAGACAAAGGAGUUACAUCGAAGGCGUCAAGAGGAAGAUGAAGAAGAGGACAGAAAGGUAGAAGAAUAUCGUGAAAUUGGGAUGCGUCUGAAAGGAUUUCCAGAAGAAGAUGUCAGAAAAGCUCGAAAACUGGUUUCAAGCUUUAUUAGAGCUGCUGAAGAAGUUGAAGAGAAAAUUGAGGAAGCUGCUGAGAAAGGGGAACUAACAGAGCUUGUUCUAUUGGUCAUAUGGAAUCGGCUUGAUUUAGCACGUCAUGAUGAUGAAAAGGAUGCAAUUAGAAGUCUUGAUCUGCUAUAUCGAAGGGUUGAGACUGAAAUUCUCAAACGAGAGGCUACUCCUGCCAUGAGACUCCUCAAUGAACUUCUGAAUAUGUAUGAUGGUUUUGACGAUGAAGGAUGGUUAAAGAACUGCAGAAAACGCAUGGUCGAUACCUUUCCGCGGGAGGAUCCAUUUAGCAUUCUCGUUCCAGCUGGAUUCGACAUCGAUAAGCAUCAAGGACCGUUACGGCCAUCUCUUGAAGUUGAAGCUGAUAAUACGUUGUUGAGAGUAGACUUCGUCAGAGAGGUUGAUGAGUUGCUACAAGAAGUUGGAGCAGAUCAGAGUGAAGUGCAAAAUGGAAAUGCAGAUGGUUUUGAUGCGGAAUCUGUGGCAAGUAGGUUGAAACAACAGGAGAAACAACGUACAAUAAGGUUGGUAGAAGCGCUGCUAGAUUUGGCUAUGAAUCUGAAGUGGUAGAGUAGCAAUGAGAAUGAAAUGGGCUGGGCGUAGAUCUUAGUGGAAAAGAGAAUUGUAAGAUUUUUCUCUCUUUAGUAUAAUGAUGGUUGAUGGGUUGGAUGGGCUGAGAAUCAAAUCUCUCACCUCUAGUAAAGAAGAGGUCAUGUCAAUCAUUGAGUUAAAAGCUCACGUUACACUGAAGGAGAAAAUUGAACUAUAGACUUUUGGAUUUAAAACAAUAACGGGUAUGCUACAUGCUUGCAUAGGUAAGUAAUCCUAAAAUAACCUUAAUUUGUAGGGAAAUUGUAGCGUAUGACAGAUUUUGGGGUUUAAUUUUGAAAAAUGAUAAAACCGAAAGAUAAUAAAAUUUAUGAUAGCUCA